This is a messenger RNA of Diaporthe citri, 1836 nucleotides long. RefSeq lists its product as uncharacterized. The record is from RefSeq and is a predicted model, not a curated record. The transcript has 4 exons. NCBI's taxonomy places the organism in Eukaryota, Fungi, Ascomycota, Sordariomycetes, Diaporthales, Diaporthaceae. The coding region runs from base 1 to 1836 and encodes 611 amino acids.
AUGCCACAGGCAGGACGAACGACAGGUCCACAUCUGGACAUCCACCUCGACAGCACCGGCCGUCCAUAUCAGCCUGGAGAUGUCAUAACGGGACGGGUUGUGCGACGGGCGCACGCGGUCAGCCCGCAGGCUUCGGUGACGAUCCAGUUGUUGGGCCGAGCAAAGUCCAAGAUUGUGGUCACGAGACACAAUGGCAACAAUACUACCCACAGCUACUAUCGGAGCCGCUACAAUUUCUUCGAUGCAGGAUACAUGCAAACACGCCAGUACCUGCACCAAGGGCCAAUACACGUCCCCUCCUCCGCCGAACCGGUCUCGUGGGAGUUCGCGAUAGAGAUCCCCACGCGGCCGUCCCCUCGCGCAGUAGUGAGCGAGAUGAAGGACCCAGAAGCCUGCUACCUGCCUCUUAACGCGGGCAAUGUGGCCGACUACCCACUGCCCGCUUCCUUCGCCAACAGCGGCCGCAGGGGCAGCACGCGCUUCGACGCCUACGUCGAGUACCACCUCGAGGCCACCCUCGUGCAGCAGGGCGGGAGCAGCCGCCACGGCGACACCAUCACGGCGACCCUCCCCAUCCGCAUCCGCGCCCCGCCAAUGCCCUACCCGCUGACGGACUUCGACCUGCGCCGGCGCUCCGCCCAGUUCGCCGCGAGCUCGUACCGCCUCGUGCCCGGCAUGGAGACGGUCGAACUGUCGUUCAAGCAGAAGUCGAAAAAGUUCUUCGGCUCGUCCAAGGUCCCCAUGUUCGGCUUCACGCUGCAGUACGACGCCCCCGCCGUCAUCCAGCUGGACAACCCGGCCCCCGUCCCGUUCCGCGUGCGCGUCGUCCCCGACGGCAGGAGGACCAGCGAGGUGCUCCAGGGGGUGCCGCAGGUCGUGACGCUGGGCUCGCUGGAGCUCGUGCUCAAGGCUGACACGUGUGUGAUCGCCCCCGGGACUUUUUCGAAGCAUACUGGGGACGACACCGUCAAGCACAAUAUCCACUUACCUGUGGCGUUUGCGGGGGAUGUGCCGGCUGCUGUGCUGAGGACCGCGGACCGCGGGGUGAAGGGGGAGGAGCCCGCUGGUGGGAAGGAGGCGGCGAAUGCAGGCGCGGUACACAGGCCGGGUACCACAGAUGGAAAGCAGAGGAUAGAGUCUCCAGGGGAAGAGCAAGGCGAGUCGUCAGCGUCACGAAGUACUCAGCCGCCAGCACCAGCCUCCAAAGAAGAGCGUGUUGUUGAGCAGGUCCCAACACCAACCCCGGAGAUGGGAUACCAGCCGGCAGCCGAGUGGUCCUCCCCACCGACAUACCAACCAAACACCAGCAACGAGUCCCCACCACCCGCACCACCAGCCUCCGAGCAGCCGCCCGCGUACCAGCUGCCCAAGGACCUCAGCCGCCGCGGCCCGCUCGUCAUCCCCAGCGCGUGGGGCGCCGACGGCCCCUGGCUCGACGUCGGUGAGGCAAUCGGGCUGCGGCUGCACGAGACGCACGCUACGGCGCUGGCCCGCUCCGUCGCGGGGACCGUGGCGGACCCCAUAUGCCCUGGCUUCACGACGUACUGCAUAAUGCACUCGCACCGCCUGAAGUGGAAGAUGGCUGUUGCGGUUGGGGGCGAGACGGAGAAACAGGCAUGGAUGCGAGGUGAAAUCGAGGAGAUCUGGGAAAUGUUCCGGCCCAUCAACUAUGUCCUCACAUUUACCGAGAUAUUCGUGCCGCUGGUCAUCGAGGGCCCAGAUGGUGGAGUGACGACAAGGAAUACAUGGUGUCUGCUCAAAAAACCUCAACUGGCCAUCGUUGAGGAGCAGGAUCUGGAGACCGGCAUCCCCGAUGUUAAGUCCUCAGAUGCAUAA